Molecule: messenger RNA, 546 nt
Organism: Acanthoscelides obtectus
Lineage: Eukaryota; Metazoa; Arthropoda; Insecta; Coleoptera; Chrysomelidae
Source: the annotation of a GenBank genome assembly
AUGAAAUUCAGAACCUCUGGAUUGAAAAGUACGGCGUCCUACAUGGGAUCUAUGCUACAUGCUUAUCUAGUCUUACCAGUGACCCAAGUAGACUUCCAGGAUGCCUCACCGAAGAUCAGUAAUCCGCCUAGUUUGGAAGACCACUGGGACUCAGAAGAUGAAAUUCCAUUAGCUCAGUUGAUCGAAAAAGAAGCACAAUGUCUAAAUAACUCAUUCGCUAAAGAGCUCAUUACUCCCGAUAUGCAGCCAGUUAAAACCAAACCACGAAAAAAAGCCCUGAAUUAUCGAGCUCAGGAAGUAAAAAGGGAUGUUUUUAAAGAUCCCAGUUCUAAAAAAAUUAAAACCAGUGAAUCAAGGAAAUCGACUGAAUUGCCGACCACUAGCAGAGCUGCUAGAGAAGAAGACUGGAUGUGCUCCGUUUGUGAUAAGGCCUUUGUAGCUGACAUGCGAUCCUGUGUAUUAUGUGGAAUAUGGGUGCAUGAGGAAUGCGUCGGCCUUACUGCAAAUGACACCGAGGAAUUUAUUUGUCCGCAAUGCCAGCCAUAA